GUGAAGGGUCCUAAAAAACUCUUCCCAGACCUUCCAUUUGGAAACAUGGAUAGUGACAGAGUAGAAGCCCGUAAGAGCCUCCUGGAAUCAUUCCUAAAGCAACUCUGUGCCAUUCCUGAAAUCGCUAACAGUGAGGAGGUACAGGAGUUUCUUGCUCUGAACACAGAUGCUCGUAUUGCCUUUGUCAAGAAACCAUUCAUGGUCUCUAGAAUAGACAAGAUGGUGGUGAGUGCUAUUGUGGAUACCUUGAAGACUGCGUUUCCUCGCUCUGAACCCCAGAGCCCCACAGAGGAGUUGAGUGAGGCUGAGACCGAAAGCAAACCCCAGACAGAAGGCAAGAAGGCUAGCAAGGUAGAGUUGGGAGAGGUCAAGUACCGCAUUUGCUCCCCUGCUUUCUGCUUUCUUUAUGUGAUAUGCCACUGGCUAUUUCUUCAGGAAUCAGAGAUUCUAUCCAUGUCUGGGAUGGAGUCCUUUAUUGACAAACAGACAAAGUUACAGGAAAUGCAGCCAGCAGAAGCCCCAGAAAAAGCUACUGAACAAAUCCCCAGAGAAAAUGUGGACAGUUGCUUGUCUGCAGCCAUGCCAGCCCAAGAUCUAAGUAACAGUGAUCCAG
This is a messenger RNA of Galeopterus variegatus (Sunda flying lemur), 613 nucleotides long. RefSeq names its product sorting nexin-19-like. Gene Ontology annotation, cellular component: intracellular membrane-bounded organelle; early endosome membrane. The annotation marks the transcript as partial. The transcript has 4 exons. The record is from RefSeq and is a predicted model, not a curated record. Gene Ontology annotation, molecular function: phosphatidylinositol binding. Lineage: Eukaryota; Metazoa; Chordata; Mammalia; Dermoptera; Cynocephalidae.